Messenger RNA from Suillus clintonianus, 517 nucleotides. RefSeq lists its product as uncharacterized. The coding region runs from base 18 to 233 and encodes 71 amino acids. Lineage: Eukaryota; Fungi; Basidiomycota; Agaricomycetes; Boletales; Suillaceae. The record is from RefSeq and is a predicted model, not a curated record. The transcript has 2 exons.
CAUUCACUCUCACUGUAAUGAUCCGCUCAAUCAUCCUUAAGCUUCCCCCCCCAUGGCACGUCAUGCCACUUUCGCUGAUGUGUCUGGGUUCCGCUAAUUCUACUCAGUCAUCUUUGGUCUCAGCGCUUAGUCUAAUCAUACCAGCGUCUAUCGUGCCGAACGGCCCUAACAACAUGAUGCAAAUACACAUGCAUGUAACCAUCACCCGAACCCGAACCUCUUCUCUCGGCUGAUCUCCGUUCACGGUCCACAUAUCCCUACUCCGUCUUCUCCUACCACUCAUUCUACCCAUUACUAAGCCCAUCCUUUGGCUUCAUCGUUCCAUCAUGUCCGAUAGCGCAGAAAGCCAAUCUAUUAAACUUGAAAUCAUUGGCGGAGAAAAUCUUCAAGUCCCCUCCUGGCGCAUGCCUGCAGGCAUUUACGUGUCCAUCAAUGUCGGCUUAAGGAGACGCUGGACAUCAGCCAUCCGUGUCUUAUCAUCCGACGAAUCCGUAGCGUGGGGAGAUACCAUGACCCU